Caenorhabditis bovis is the source of this 789-nucleotide messenger RNA. Lineage: Eukaryota; Metazoa; Nematoda; Chromadorea; Rhabditida; Rhabditidae. The record is from the annotation of a GenBank genome assembly.
AUGAACUUUCGAAAUGUGCAAACUGAGGAGCCGACAUUUAAAUCAACGCCAGAAAUAUUAAAUAAAAAAGCUGUUGAAUUUUUAUUCACCGUCUGUGUCAGAUUGCGGCUGCCGAAUGAAGUGCGUUUUACAGCGGCACUUAUUUUUAAUAAAUUUAUGCUCCGACAAAUAUUAGAACUACGGAACUUUCUGGAAGAAAAAGACGAUUUGGGUGAAGAGCAAAAAGACAAAGAAUGGGAAACAAUUGAGACGAACGUAAAUCGUCAAGUUCCACUUCGAAUAUUGACGUCGAUUCAAAUCAGCAGCAAAUUUCACAGCUAUCAUGAUAGCUUAUCAGCACGACAAGUAUCAAAUUGUCUUCGAUCUCUUGGUUUUCCAUAUACCGUCGAUGCGGUGAAGAGCAGCGAGAUAAGAAUGUUUAGAAUGAUAUCUUAUAAGCGAAAUUGGAUUCAAGAUUUUCAGUAUGAUAUUUUGUGGCAGCACGUUCUUGUAGUUCUUGACGUCUGUUUCAUGAAUCAUGAUGAGAUUUAUCGCCGUCUUUUGGACACAAUCGAUACUGAAAGUCAAGAUGAAGCCGCUGAAUCUGGACUUCUCCUCGUUCGUUUAAAAUGGGAUUUUGUGAUUCUAGCAUCUGCCGUCAUGCAGACAUCGGUUUUAUGUAUUAGCAACACCAUCAACAGAAUACUCGAAUGUGAUUCCGAUUUGGCUGUUCGUCUUCAUGAAAUUAUUAUAAAAACGGUUAAAGAUCAGCAAAGAACAGAUGCAUCAGAUAGUGAAGAUAACGUGUGA